Molecule: messenger RNA, 616 nt
Organism: Rubroshorea leprosula
Lineage: Eukaryota; Viridiplantae; Streptophyta; Magnoliopsida; Malvales; Dipterocarpaceae
Source: the annotation of a GenBank genome assembly
AAAAAGGAAGGAGGAAAGAUUCUUUCAAGUUGGCAUAUUGUUUCUACAAUCUUGCCUUGCCAAAUCUCCAUAUCUGUAACUCGAAUGGUUGGAGAACAUAAGACUCUAAAAAACUCACUAAUCUCAAUAAGUGCUUCCCAAACUUGCUUUGGUAGAAAAUCACGGAAUGCAAUUGAAAGGAGACUUUGCAUGAAUAUGUGACAAUCAUGACUCUUCAUCCCACUAACUUUCGCCUCUUGUGUCACGCCCCAGAACCCAAAUCCGAGGCGCGACAGAUGCCGUGCACUCGUGAGACGGGUCCCACAAGUGCACAAGGCUCGAAACUUAUUCAAAUCACAAACUAAUACCAUCAAAAUCUGAAGAUCAAAAUUUAUAAUUUGCUCCAAUAUCAUAAAUCUCCAAUAAAGUCGAGUUUACAAUAUCACGAUUUAUUUCUAAAAUCUAUGUCAAUCUCAAAAUGGCUAGCCUUCUAACUCGUCACUUCCCGUGGUUUCCCGUCCUCGGUUUCACUUCCUGAAAUGGUGGACAAGGAAAACUAUGAGAUAAACUCAGUAAGUAAAUAUGGAUAGCCCUUGGGUAAAACUUUUAACAUGUCAGAUAAACCAUGUAAGUAUAA